Molecule: messenger RNA, 1242 nt
Organism: Cyphellophora europaea CBS 101466
Lineage: Eukaryota; Fungi; Ascomycota; Eurotiomycetes; Chaetothyriales; Cyphellophoraceae
Exons: 1
Coding region: 1-1242 (413 amino acids)
Source: RefSeq, a predicted model, not a curated record
AUGUUGUUUCAGAAUAUCGUGCUCGGUGCCUUGAGCCUGUGCGGCUACGUUGCAUCAGCAAGUCCGCUCGAAUUGCAGAACGGCCACACGCCUACGGUCAACCAUCUGGACCGCCGUAAUUCCGCUGAAGUCUCCUCGCAGCUCGAAGGUCUUCGUGUGCAGUACUCCCUGCCCGCCCUCGCGAUCAGCUUCAACGACGGCACCGGUCUCAACCAAGCACAUACCGGCGUACGCAAGCUCGGGGAUCGAACGAACGUCACGGCCGACGACGCUUGGCCACUCGGCUCCAACACAAAAGCCAUGACCGCUACCAUCGUCGCACUGCUGAUCCAAGAUGGGCUGCUAGCCUGGAAUACCACAUUGGAUGAAAUCUUCGCCUCUGCCAAUCUCACCAUUCAGGAUGCGUUCGUCAAUGUGACUAUUGGCGAACUUGCGACGCAUCGUAGCGGCAUCACCGGCACAUUUGGCGUCGACAAUCCGCCCCUGCUACCGUCACAGAUGCUCGAGCUGUACGAAAUGAAUGCCACCUUGGGCCGUGCAGUUGCCGUGUCAACAGUCCUACUACUCCCGACCCUUGGCGAAAGAGGGUCGUAUCAAUACUCGAACAAUAACUACAUCAUUCUUGGAUUUGUGAUCGAUGUCGUCACCGGAGAAGCAGCUGAAGAUGUCAUCAGCAAGCGUCUGUGGGAGCCACUGGAGAUGCAGUCGGCAGGCUGGGGUGCUGUCUCGGAGUCAAAUGCUACGUCGGUAGAGAACCCAUGGCCGCAUCUAUUGAACCUGACGACGGCGGAGCCUUAUGCGUACCACCCAGAGUGGCCUGUCGUGUUCAGGGACCUUGCCCCGUACAUGGAUACCGCGGGGGUGGCACAUAUGAGCCUCGCAGAUUAUGACAAAUGGCUGCGGCUCCAUGUCGACGAGGAUGCGCAGCAAGCAGUGGGCCUCGAGGCGGUGCAGCUGGAAAUGCUCCACACGGCCUAUCAUGGAGAGGACGAUGAAGAGGAGGCGGAAGGGUACACCUAUGGAGGCUGGAUUCGCGUAGUCGAGGGAUGCCCAGGCGCGGAAGACAAUGGCUUUUGCCUGGUCCACACAGGCAGCAAUACCAUGUAUGUGACCUAUGCAUGUAUUGACACCGGCGAUCGGAUAACGGCAUCCGCCAUGACAAACGCGCCAUAUGCCGGUGGCGGAAUUAAUGGGACGACAAUGGCUGCGGUCAUGGUCCUCAACGGCACAAUUACGCUGUAG